Molecule: messenger RNA, 1728 nt
Organism: Aspergillus pseudotamarii
Lineage: Eukaryota; Fungi; Ascomycota; Eurotiomycetes; Eurotiales; Aspergillaceae
Exons: 3
Coding region: 1-1689 (562 amino acids)
Biological process (GO): RNA processing
Molecular function (GO): ribonuclease III activity
Source: RefSeq, a predicted model, not a curated record
AUGAGCAUCGAGAGCAACAUUACACAGGUCGCACGUAUUCUGGGCUAUCAAUCUGAGUCACCGAUCUACCUUUGCAAGGCUCUUACGGCACCAGCGGGAGGCGGGGAAGGGCUGGCAGAUUUUGGUAUUGACGUGAUUCGUUCGUGCCUUUCGUUUAAUGCUUAUGAACAGAACAUUCAAUCAAGUAAGGGCCUCGAAGCUCCUGGAAGGACGAUCAAUCUCACAGGAACAAAAGGCUACAUUGCCGAAAGAAAAGAUAAACUGUGCACAUACGCUCACCUUGCCUCCGUUGCCCAACGCACGACCAUUGACAGAAUGAUCGUAUACAACCCACAGUUCGUCGAGGAGGGUCACAUCAUCGUCGGAAAGGCUUUGGCAGCGAUUAUUGCCGCUGCACAUCUCGACUGUGGGAGAAGUUAUCUACGGACGUGGCAGAUACUGGAGUACAUAGGGUUCUUCACAGAAGAGGACAACGGGGUGAAUCCCUCAUGGCUACACACUAGCAUAAAUAUGGAUACGCAUGUGCCUGUAGCACUGCCUGAGAAAGGCGGUAAUUGUGCAGGAGCGGCGGAUAUGCUCGGAGCCAUGAGCAUAGAAUGUCAGCACAACUCAAGUCUGUACGAUAUUGAGUGCACGAAUGGUCAUCCCAUGCCCCCAGCCUUCAGCAGUGUCCAACAAGGGAGUGAUGUGCCAAAUGCAGUGCAAGAGAGUGAUCGCAAACGAUCAGCGGAUAUCUCAUUCAGUAAGAGUGGGGGUGAUCAGAGGAAGGCAAAGCAAGUUCGACGACAGAAGGAUAGUCCGACGGAAUCCUUCCUGGCGCAAGAAAGCAUAAAAUGUCAAGAAAAUCGUCUUCCAACUCCACAAGAAUCGUACUUUACCGCGGACAUUGCGAGAGCCAUCGAGAGGGUAGAUCAUAAGCUAUCGAAGGAUGUCUUGGAACGGCUAAUAUUAGGCUCUGGCAGCGCACAGUCAGUCCUGGUCGUUCAAGAGGCAAUUCAAACCUGGAGAGGGAGGGCCGACCUGUCUUAUUUGCAGAUCUCUAACCACUCAUCGAAGGCACAGACAUAUAACAAUAUCUCUCUUAUAAGCCAGCAAAUCACAGGUCUGAAUUUAUUUCGAAGGUAUCAAAUCUCUUACUUAUUUGAAGAGUGUGGUGGAUGUGAGACACCGUCACUUUCAGGGUUCGUUGCAACCCCAGGUUAUAUCGUUUCGGGGGAAAGACGGGCAGGAAAUCCCCGCAACAAUGCAGAGGCAGAGCUUACCAGAGCGAUGAUGAAGCAAGUGCUUCCUCAUGUUAAACGGGAAUCUUCAGAGUGGAGGAAAGGAUACAAAGAUGUUAGCAACCUUCGAAUACUUGCACGGAGAUUUCACAUCUUACAGGGGCGUUUCGGUAGAGGCAUUCUCGCACUGAUACCAUACCCGCUACAAUCCUACCAAACAGGUCUGGAACUAUCAGAUAAUAUGCUCUUAAAGGUGCCGGAGUCCAUUUUCCCGCAAAUUGUUUCCAUCCUCGAUCACUCCCAGGGUGACUAUUUGCGGGAAUUGAGCAAAGCAGCCUGGAAAACUAUAGGGACGAUGCUUUACCAACCUCGAGACUUUUGCCCUCCGUUCCAGCUCGAGAUAAUCGAACCUAGCUAUAUAUUAGAGCAACCGAAGGAUCUACAUACCAUCCUUCCUCUCCUAAAUUGACGGUCGGUCGCUGAGUAAAGAAUCACAACGAGCAAAGUC